Hydatigera taeniaeformis is the source of this 222-nucleotide messenger RNA. The record is from the annotation of a GenBank genome assembly. Lineage: Eukaryota; Metazoa; Platyhelminthes; Cestoda; Cyclophyllidea; Taeniidae.
AAUGUACAUGCAGAUAUGGGCACAGAGGCCGCGAUGAUGACUUGGGUGAUGCCUGGCUUGGACCGAUUGCGAUUGGACUUUGUAGAAGCCGGAGAAAAGGGUUCAGCUGAGGAGCUGGAACAGCUUUCCUCUGACCUUCGUCAACGCCUGGCUAACCACAACAGUCCUACUGGGUUUGACAUCAAUGUGCUUAGUGGCUGGUGGGCAAUUGCUGAUGCAUAG